This is a messenger RNA of Ectocarpus sp. CCAP 1310/34, 3225 nucleotides long. NCBI's taxonomy places the organism in Eukaryota, Phaeophyceae, Ectocarpales, Ectocarpaceae. The record is from the annotation of a GenBank genome assembly.
AUGGUUUCUGGCAUUACUCCAAGCAGAAGUCGAGGGCUGGAGGUCCGGAGCUGUGCACCAGCACCAACAGCAGCAGCGGAGGCACCGGCUCCACCGCCGUCGGCAGGCAGCGGCGAGGGCGCAAGUGGCAACAGCACUACACAAGGAGCUGAGCAAGCGGGCGGCGGCGUAACACUGGCAUCGUCGUCGUCGUCGUCACUACCAGCAGCAGUGUCUCCCACUCCGCCCGCCGAAUCCUCAAAUGCCGCCGCCGCUAGCGGUGAGGCAAGGAAGUCCGAGCCGCAAACAUCAUCACCGCUGCUGCUGUACGGUCCCGACGGGGACGGCAGGCUACCCUCGGGCAAAUGGGCGGGUUACUUCAUCGUCAACUACGGCCGAGGCGUCGAGGUCAAGGUGGAAGAGACUUUCGUCCUCGAUUUCGGCUCCAGGUCCCCUCGAAGUCUUACUCCGCCACCGGCGGCGGCGGCACCAGUCGUAGCGGCAGCCACCGCGGGGGCUAAUGCCACAAGUGCAGUUAGCACUGCUGCGGCAACUCCCGUCGGCGCCAACACUCAGCAGCUUUCGGCCCAAGCUGUAGCUGCUACGGCCGGAGCGCCGGACGUAGCAAGUAGAGCGGUGGAGGUCGGCGGGAAUCAGGCCGCUCCGGUAGGAGCAGCAGCCACAGUACCACCUGCACCACCCCAGGUUCAGAUCGCCCCCGUGGUUCGAGUGAGCGGCCGGGGGCAAAACAAGUACGGCGAGUUCACCCUGACUGGCGGUCACGAACGGGCCACGGGGCGGCUUGACCUGACCCGCUUCUACUUCGAGAAGCCCAAGGAGAGAUCCACGGUGGCCUCCACCCGCGGAGAGAGAUCAAGCAGAGGCGUUUCGCACCAGAAGAAGAGACGGCCGCCGCCGCCGGGGGCCCCGCCACCCCAGCCGCCCGGUCCGUCCCUCGCCGAGCGCAGGACGAAGCGCACCCGAUGCCCGAACCAGCGCCUUGUGGACGAAGAGCAAAAUUCGCACGGUGGUCAGCAGUCCGAAUCGGCUGGGACCAGCGGCGGCAGCGGCGGCGGCGGCGGCGGGGGUUCUGGGUCAAGCAGACGAAAGAGCUCAAGCGCCGAUGUCACCAGCUUGUCGAUAUCAGUAAGCGGGAGCGGUUCCGGGGCAGCUGACACCCUGUCCACUGGAGCAUCCACCCCCAAGUCGCGCAAGCCUCGGGACCGAGAGCGCGACCUGUACAUGGAGCAGAGGCGGCGGGAGAAGAGGAAGGCCGAAGACGCGGCGGCGGCGGCUGGGAAGACGAGCGCGGCUGCCGCAAGCAGUGAAGCCGUGGUGCCCCCGGAGAGGGUGGCAGCGGAACUCGCGGCGAGGGCCCAGGCCGGGCGAGAGGUGCUGGCUGUGAUCGGCAACGCUAGCGAUGAUCCGGUAGAGAAGGAGGCAUUCGCGCACAUGGAGCUGGAACAAGCCAACCUGGAGGCGGAGGCGGCGGCGGCGGCGACGGCCGCGGCAGAAGCGACGGCUGCGGGGACCCAAGCCGUGGAGAAGGCAUCGGCGGAAAACAGUGGCUCGGGGAACGGCGGGGCUAGCGGCGGUUCGGGCGGCCGAGCAGGGCGCACCCCGGGGCGCUCGAGACGCCACUCGGCGGAGCGGUGGGAGGAGCUCACGCUAGACCGAGAGACGGGCGAGUACUACGAGGGCGGGUGGUAUCGCGGCCGGCGGCACGGCAAGGGGCUCUGUGUGUACGCCAACAAGCGGAUGUAUGAGGGGGACUGGCGGGCGGGCAAGGAGCACGGUGUGGGCAAGAUCCUGGGGCCCGACCGGGAGGUGAUCUACGAGGGGGACUUCGCGGACGGGAAGUUCUGCGGCAAGGGGCGGUAUACCGACGGGACCGGCGCGGUGUACGACGGCGAGUGGAAGGACAGCGCCAUGCACGGGCGCGGGGUCUACACGUUCCCCGUGUGCCCGGCCUCGAUGACCGCGACCGCUGUCGCUGCGUCGGCGGCGGCGGCGGCAGCGGCGAACGCCGCCGUCAAGAGCGGCGACGCCGCUGUCUCCGCGGGCCCGUUCGCGUUCGGCACGAUGUUUUAUGACGGCGAGUUCAAGGACAAUGCGCGCAGCGGCCGGGGCUUGCUGAUCUGGCCCGGCGGCAGCUACGACGGGGAGUGGCUGGACGACGCCAAGCACGGGCGCGGCGUCUUCCGGACCGACGACGGCUUCGUGUACGACGGGCAGUGGGCGAACGACCUCGCGGAGGGCCGCGGCAUGUGCAUCCACCCGGACGGCCAGCGGUACGAGGGGGUCUUCCGCGGCGGGAAGAAGGAGGGGCGCGGCACGCUGGCGUUCGCGAACGGCGCCUCCUACGAGGGCCGCUUCCGAGACGACGCCAUAGACGGGCAGGGGAUGCUGCAGAUCCCCAGGCCCGUGGAGGACGACAUGGGCGGCUGGAUGAUCCCCAUCCAGUUCCAGUCGGACAUAGAGCGCAUCCACGUCAAGGCCGGCUUUGACAAGGGCGGGCUUUGACGGGGGCGCCGCGUGCAGAGGGUGGGGGCGGGGACGGAGAGGAUCGUGUUUGUGGCCGAGCGAUCUACUAUGUGUUGAUUUGGUGUAGUUUGUACCGCUGGCUUAAAUUGUGGGUAAGAUUAAGAUUUGACGUGUAGGCAGAACUGCAUUUGGCGGCAUGUGCCGUGUACUGCUGGCGGUUGUCGUGCGUGAUAUUUAGAGUCGUAUUGGUGUGGCAUCGACGUGUGAUAGGCACUUUCGUAGUAGGAGGUUUCAUGGUGACUCGCGGGGCCCCGGUGCUUGCGGAGCUGAGGUAGCGUCGAGUCACCCUUGUAAUUUUUUCGUGUAUCCCGUGAAUACGUCUCUCGCCUCGUGUUGCCGUAGCUUGUAGGUUGUUUUUGGGACAUCUUCGGGCAACUGGUUGGCGCUGGGUCAUUCUCAGAUGUCGCGUCGUCGCUGGCUUGAGAGGAGCUGCUGUUUGUAAAUGCUUGUUUUUGCGGGGCACCGUGGGACCGCCUUGGCAGUGUAUGGGCUUCCCGACAGCGAACUCAUCGAGGUUGAGGCUCAGAUUUUCGGUGGUUGGAAAAUAUCUGUAAGCAAGAUGCGUGUAGACGUUGGAGUGCGCUCCUUGUGUGUGCUGUUUUGUUUGCGUGAAUUCUCGCUGGAAAGAUUGCCGUUUUCUGUUCCAACAAUACGUGGACAGAGAGAAGGAAACCGCCAUUUUCUGGGGUUUGGUACUGCGCU